Molecule: messenger RNA, 408 nt
Organism: Protopolystoma xenopodis
Lineage: Eukaryota; Metazoa; Platyhelminthes; Monogenea; Polystomatidea; Polystomatidae
Source: the annotation of a GenBank genome assembly
AUGGGCGACGUCGCGUACGGAGCGUGCUGCAUUGAUGACUUUACUGCUCGUGCUUUGGGGGCUGAUCUCUUAGUGCAUUACGGACACAGUUGUUUGGUGCCUUUGGAAUCUCCUUCCGUUCUUAUCGACAUCGACUUGGUCCAUUUUGUGGAAAGCGUCAAAGUUAAUUUUGAAAAAGACUUGAGAAUUGCACUCGUUUCAACUAUACAGUUUGUCACGAGCCUUCAGGUGGCGAAUUCUUCAUUGCGUGAAAUCGGUCACAAAUCUUUUAUUCCUCAGAUAUCUCCUUUAUCUCCCGGCGAGAUUCUAGGAUGCACAUCACCUAAGGCACGUGUAUUGUUUUUUAUCAGAAAUGUGUAUCAUUUUGUUUCGUGGGAAUACAAACUUAUCAAGUGUCAGAUUAGCUAA